Molecule: messenger RNA, 1878 nt
Organism: Babjeviella inositovora NRRL Y-12698
Lineage: Eukaryota; Fungi; Ascomycota; Pichiomycetes; Serinales
Product: alpha-mannosyltransferase
Exons: 3
Coding region: 1-1878 (625 amino acids)
Biological process (GO): protein O-linked glycosylation
Cellular component (GO): Golgi apparatus
Molecular function (GO): alpha-1,3-mannosyltransferase activity
Source: RefSeq, a predicted model, not a curated record
AUGGACGAUCUUGAGCUGUCGCUCUGGGAGGAUCUCCAGCUCAGCGAGAAGGAUACCCAGGAUGUAUACGCGCGCUUUGAAGAGAAGCAUGGCGCGUUGGGCUUGACGGAACAGAGCAUGGUUGACGCACUCACCAACCUCCGUGUAUUUUCGUCGUGCUUCUUAUCACGCAACAAGUUUGACCUCGAUAAGAGCGUGCAUGACGAAGUCAAGGCCGCAGAGCUCAGUAAUGCGAAGCGCGCGCAGUACAACAGCAACCCACGCAAUGCCAAUAAGCCACCCAAACCGUUGGUAAACGUCACGGCGCUCGACCAGUCGUGUUCGUCUUUGCUGGCACGCCUCUUCCCGUGGCUAUCCGGAGAGUACCCUGUGUACUCGCGUUGGAAUGGAGACGUGGUGCGCGGCCGGCUUCCAGUGAUGGCGGACUACUUGGGCCACGAGAAGCACCAGCACACAAGCACCAGUGAACACGCCAAUACGUACCGCUCUAGCUCCGAUUGCUUUCUCUCGGACCUUUUGCUCGCGUUUAACGGGCAGGGUAUCGUGAUAACCGCUAGCGAUGUGCACAAGGAGGAAUUGGUUAACUUGAUCCGUGUGCUCCGUGGACUUGACAACAACCUCCCGAUCCAGAUUGUCCACCGCGGCGAUCUCACUAACCCUGUACAGAGCGAGCUCAUUGCGGCAGCACGCAACUCUUUCAACAUGCGGAAGAUGCCCAAGUCGUUCCGCCAGAUGAAUGAGCUCCACGACUACGUGGCCCACGACGAACAUGGGGGACUGUUUCCACGCCAGGAGCUUUGGUUUGUGGAUGUCAGCGAGUGCAUCGCAGAAGACUACCGGAAAUACUUCCAAUACUUUUCCAAUAAGUUCCUUCCGUAUUUCUUUAGCUCGUUUGACGAGACGGUGCUCAUGGACACGGACACCGUUCCGUUGGUGAAACCCUCAGCGUUCUUCCGGUCGCGCGCGUACGUUGCAACGCAGACUUUAUUUUUCAAGGACCGUGACCUCACAAUCGGCAACACGCGUGCGGACCGUAUGUACUUCCGCAAGUUGUUUCCAACGGUGCUUGAUGACUUGGUGUUUGGCGUACCGGCAGUGUCGGGCCACACACUUAGCAACGAGUAUAUGAGUGACCACAAGGAGCAGCACCAUCUUAUGGAGUCGGGCGUGGUUGUAUACAAGAAGUCCGCGCACUUUGCGGGAGUGGUUAUGGCGAUUGCGAUCAACUUCUGGGACCAGACGAAGGAGCGCGUAUGGGGUGACAAGGAGAUGUUCUGGCUCGGGUUGUCCGUCGCAGGCGACGAGAACUACCGGUUUAAUGAUAACCAUGCGGCUGCGGUCGGGAUGGUGACGCCGCAAGUGUUCCGUCCUGUAGGCACACGCGCUCGCGAGUUAUGCUCGAUCCAGCCGGGCCAUAUUUCGUCGGACGACGACCAGACGCUUCUCUGGAUCAACUCCGGGUUCCAGUUCUGCAAGAAGGAGGGCCUGUUCGACGACUCGAAGGACAAUAACAAGAUGCGCAUGUACUCAGGUGCGCGCAGCGCACUGGAUACGAAAGGUGUGAACGAGGAGGCCAUGCGGCGCAUGUACCAUAACGCUAUUCGUAUUGAAGCCGCCCUCAUUCCACCACCGGCCGAGUUUCACAUCGAUAAUGACUUCUCGGAGCCACCCGCGGGCUGGUUCCAAACUGAGGUGUGUGAAAAGUACUUGUGGUGUGCAUACGACAACAUCGGUGGGAGCAACAAACCUGAGCAUAUGGGUAAGUUGGUUGAGUUUUCGGCUGUGGAUCGUAUGCGAUUCAAGUACUUGGGCGAACUCUGGACUGGGCAGGAUGUGUCCCAAAGGGGUGUGAGAAACAAGCCGCGAGCGGGUGUGUAG